AUGCCUCCAUUAAUGAAGACUUGGCCGGCCUUUCAGUUCAAGAAUCAGCUCUCCGACGAUAUCGUCGAGGACAUGAAGACCACGAUGGCCACCAUGACAACUGUUAUCAAGAGUAAACACACGGGCUAUGCUCGCGCUGCAGCUUACAGAACGUACAUCAACAGUAUGCUGUCGUUGUAUCGCGACCAUCUACAAGACAAUGAAUGGAACAGGUCAUGCUUGAAACUCUUUGCCAGAGCCGUAGUCGAGGUUGGCGAGACAUAUCGUCCCAUUGGCCCAUCAGUUCCACAUGACCAUGGCGCUCAAUUCGAUCCUCAUGGGAACCGUUAUUUUCAGCCUGCUCCUCAGUUCCGACAGACUCAAGAUCAGCCUCAGUUCCUACCUCAAUUACAGUCUCAGUUUGAACCAUAUCAGCCUCUCAGGGACCCUUUCCAGUACACGUUCCAGAAUCAACAACCUCCCUUCCGACCGCCUUACAUAAUUCCUGGCGACUUCUGCAUUCUGAACUACGUCCAAGCCAGUAAAAGGCCGCUUCAAGCCGUUUGCUUAGAGGUCCCUCGUCAAUACACCGUCAUCGCUGAAGAAUUUGGAGAACUCAAACUUGCAGGAUUGAAAUCACUCGUCGAGAAGUCAUUCGCUGAUCUCAGGAUUGCUCGUAACUAUCGCAUCCUAUACCAGGAUCCUACUGGGACAGGAAUGUUGCCAAUCACGAAUGACGACAACUACCGAUCCGCUGUGGAGACCAUGGUUACAUCGGAAAUGUUCGAUCCCAGAGAUGGAUCCCACUUUCAUGUCGUGGUAGACGAGGACGAAGCAAGUAAGAAGAUCAAAGUUGGCAAGCGCCCCUUCACUAGAAACUGA
Molecule: messenger RNA, 861 nt
Organism: Aureobasidium subglaciale EXF-2481
Lineage: Eukaryota; Fungi; Ascomycota; Dothideomycetes; Dothideales; Saccotheciaceae
Exons: 3
Coding region: 1-861 (286 amino acids)
Source: RefSeq, a predicted model, not a curated record